Alosa alosa (allis shad) is the source of this 10165-nucleotide messenger RNA. Its product is annotated as piezo-type mechanosensitive ion channel component 2. NCBI's taxonomy places the organism in Eukaryota, Metazoa, Chordata, Actinopteri, Clupeiformes, Clupeidae. The transcript has 57 exons. The record is from RefSeq and is a predicted model, not a curated record. Bases 572 to 9622 code for a protein of 3016 amino acids.
UCUAGGUAAAAGACUGUGUUUUUAGGUAGUGCGGAUCAGUGUAACUACUUAUUUGAGAGAAACAUGAAAUGUGGUUUAUUAAUUAGCCUACUCAAAAAUCGUAUCGUGAAUUUUCCGUGAAGCGUUUGUUUAGGUGAACGGACGGUUAAACUUACUUAUGAAUAACUUGUUGACCGCAGUCUCGCCUUGUCGUCUCUCUCUCUUCUAUUCCCGGGUGUGGAGUCCCGCACCAGCGGUUCCCUUUUUCCGCUCCUAAAUGAUAUUCGAAUGAGGCGUCAAGAAGUGUUUUGUUAAAAAAUGUAAUGUUAGAGGACAUUUUCCAAUGGUUCGGUAAAAGUAAACGUGUUUGGCGCGAUGGCUUUUAAUAUCUAAUCCGAAAAGACUUUCUUUUAUAUGAAAACCUCGAACCAGACGCACGAACUACCCAGAAGCGUGGGAGAAACUUGGAGACGAAUAAUGUCGUCUCACUCGGAUUCGAGAAGACAUCAACGGCAACUGAGCACUUAGGAGGAUGGUGGCCGUUUCCGUGUGAAAACUUCUCCAUUAACUUGGAUUUGAGAAAGUCAAGGAGAUGGCCUCGGAGGUCGUGUGUGGAUUGGUCUUCAGGCUACUCCUGCCAGUUUGUUUGGCAGCAGCAUGCCUGUUCAGGUACAAUGGGCUGUCCUUUGUCUACCUCAUCUACCUCCUUCUCAUUCCCCUCUUUGCGGAGCCCACCAGAGCCACCAUGCAGGGCCACACGGGGCGCCUGCUGAAGUCCCUCUGCUUCAUCAGUAUCUCCUUCCUCAUCGUCCACAUCAUCUACCAGAUCACCAUCCACAGCCUGCUGGCGGGAGAGGCCAUCGACGCCCAAUUCAACUGUUCCUCUUGGGAGAAGUCCAUGAGACAGAUAGGCUUUGAGAGUGUGAUUGGUGCAGACGGGGGGAAUGGCAUCCGAGUGUUCAUCCCGGACAUUGGCAUGUUCAUGGCGGGGCUGGGCACAUGGAUGCUAUGCCAGCGGAGUCUGAUGCAGAAGAGAGCAGCUGAAGGGAUGGCCCAGGACAACACUGAGUUUGAGCCAGAGGAGCUGGAUGAUGAGAAAGAUGCCGAGAAAGUGGACCUGGAUGACAACAUCCUGUUUGACGAGGACUUUGAUGCCGAAGACGAGGCUGAGGAUGAGGAAGACAUGCUGUUUGAGGAGGAGGAUGAAGAAGAAGAGGAAGAGGAGGUGGAGGAGAGCACAAAGAUGAAGAUCUUGCGUCAUGUUGCUGGCGUGGCAUCGAAAGUCAAAGAGGUCAUCGGCAACCUGAUCACCACUGCGGGGAAGGUGGUGGUCACCAUUCUAUUGGGUCUUACAGGCAUCAUGCUUCCGUCGGUGACAUCUCUGACGUACUUCCUGGUCUUCAUGGGUCUGUGCACGUGGUGGUCGCUGUGCCGGACCUUCGACACGCUGCUCUUCAGCUGCCUGUGCGUGCUCAUGGCCAUCUUCAGCGCCGGACACAUUGUUGUGCUCUACCUCUACCAAUUCCAGUUCAUCCAGGAGAGCUUCUCACAAAAUGACACCGUCAUCAGCGUGUUCGGCAUCUCUCCGGUCAUCCAGACCGACUGCACCUCCACCUGGAGGUUCGUGGUGAACCCCACGCUCGAGUGGCACCACUUCGUCAAUCCCAUCAUGAUCCUGGUGCUGUAUUACACGCUGGCCACACUCAUCCGCCUGUGGCUGCAGGAACCCCUGGAGGAGGAGGAGGAAGAGCCGGAGGAGAAUGAGGGGGAUGUAGCCGUGGGCAACAGCAGUGGCCAUACUGCUGGACACAAGAGGCAACAGUGGUGGAAGGCUCACCAGCGCACAGAUGAGAGAAAUCUACUCUCCACGCAAGAUGGCACCUUUGAGGCAAUUGUCGUCUCUUCAAAUGGGACAUCUUUUGACUAUGUCUCAACCCGGAAUACUGGAAAUGGGCCUGUCGGAAUGGACGUCUACUCCACCCCUCAGUACAAAGUGGACCAAACCAACGAGAUAUCAGAGAAAAAAGACAGUGGCGUAUACGAAGUGACAGACAUCACAGAGGAGGAGAAGCCAAUGGACGAGGUGGACGGGGAGGAGGAGGAGGAGGAGGAGGGUGAGGAGGAGGAGGCUCAGGAGGAGAAAGGGCCAAACGCUGUGGUGAAGGUGUUCCGGUUCGUCAUGAAGCAGAGCUACAUCUGCGCCCUCAUCGCCAUGAUGGCGUGGAGCAUCACGUACGUGAGCUGGCUGACGUUCGUCCUGCUGCUGUGGUCGUGCAUGCUGUGGAUGGUGCGCGACCGCCGCCGCUACGCCAUGCUCAGCUCCCCCUUCAUGGUCGCCUACGGCAACCUCAUCCUGCUGCUGCAGUACAUCUGGAGCAUCGAGCGGGUGCCGGGCGUGCCAGGUCUCUUCCUGAAGUCGCGCGUCCCCUUCUCAGACCUGGGCUCCAAGAUGCUGUGCCUGCUGAGCUUCUGGCUGCUGCUGCAUCAGACACUGAUGGAGAGACAGGACAAGCUCAAUAAGGAGGCGGAGGCAGAGACGGAGACGGUCCUGUCUGACGUUAAAGUGGACACUCCUAAAAAGGAGGACGAGGAGAAGGAGGACGGCGAUGGCGAUGAGAAUGACCUCAUGCAGGUGCUGGGCAACAUGGUCAUGGGCCUGCUGGUCAAGUACUGGAUCUACAUCUGCGGGGGCAUGUUCUUCUUCGUCAGCUUCCAGGGCCGAAUCGUCAUGUACAAGAUCAUCUACAUGAUGAUGUUCCUCUUCUGUGUGGCCCUCUACCAGGUUCACUACGAGUGGUGGAGGAGGAUCCUGAAGUAUUUCUGGAUGUCUGUGGUGGUGUACACCAUGCUUGUGCUCAUUCUAGUCUACACCUACCAGUUUGAGAACUCGCCCAGAAUCUGGCACAACAUGACCGGCUGGAAGGAGGAGAAACUGAAGGAUCUCGGUCUGGAGCAGUUUGUGACGACAGAGCUGUUUGCGCGGAUCUUCAUCCCCACGUCCUUCCUGCUGGUCACUGUCCUGCACCUGCACUACUUCCAUGAGCGCUUCCUGCAGCUCACUGACCUCAAGGCCGUCGUCACCAAACAGGAGAGCAGCAUCUACAGCCAUGCCAAAGUCAGUAGCCGUGUCUAUCUAAUCAUGAAUAGCAUCAAGCAAAAAAUCCCCUCUCCUGAGAACAAGCUGGCGCACCCUGAGGGCAGCUUGGCAGACAUCACCAUGCUGAGCUCGUCACCUGACCCACUGCUGAAGGAGCAGAGUGAGAGCUCAGAGCGGGAGCCAGAGGAGGGGGGCGGCAGCGAGAAGUUGGUGCUGGUGGUAAAGGGCCUGGAGGGGCCCAAGUCCAGGCAAGCCUCCCUGAUGCUGUCCAGCCAGGAGGAGAGUGUCCACAGCGUCCGCAGCACUGCCUCAGAGCCAGAGCCCCCAUCCGACCAGAGCUCAGACCUGAAGAACAAGUGGCAUUUGGUGGUGGACCGGCUGACUGUCCUCUUCCUGAAGUUUCUGGAAUAUUUCCACAAGCUCCAGCUCUUCAUCUGGUGGCUCCUGGAGAUCCACAUCAUCAAGAUCGUCUCCUCCUACAUCAUACUGGUGUCGGUCAAAGAGGUGUCCUUGUUUAAUUAUGUGUUCCUGGUGUCCUGGGUAUUCGCUAUGCCCUAUGGUCAGUUCCGCCCCCUCGCCUCCAGCGUUUGCACCAUCUGGACCUGCGUCAUCAUCAUCUGCAAGAUGUUGUACCAACUGGAAUCCAUUGAGCCUGUUACAUACUCCAGUAACUGCUCCAUGCCUGACGGCUACCAAAAACACCAGGCGGACGAGCUGAAGGAGUCCCUGCUGUAUAAAGAUCUUGUUGAUCCCUCCAACUGGGUGGGUCUGAAGAAGUUCGAUAAGUUGCUGGAGAAUCUCAGGAACAACUUGUUGAUGCUGGCUAUCCUAGCCUUUGAGGUGACCAUCUACCGACACCAGGAGUACUACCGCCUGCAUAACGGCCUCAGCCCACCCCCUUCCAGAACAAUCUUCCAUGACAUCACACGGCAGCACCUUGACAUGGGCAUUGUCAACUGUGCCAAAUACUUCAUCAACUACUUCUUCUACAAGUUUGGGCUUGAGGUGUGCUUCCUGCUUGUGGUCAAUGUUAUUGGACAGAGGAUGGACUUCUAUGCCAUGCUCCAUGCUUUUGGCCUGAUCGCAGUCAUGUACCGGCGGCGGAGGAAAGCCAUCGCCGAGAUCUGGCCCAAAUACUGCUGCUUCCUGGCCUGCCUGCUCACCCUCCAGUACUUUGUGUGCAUUGGGAUACCACCAGCAGCCUGCAAAGACUACCCCUGGAGGUUUCCAAACUCUACCACAGACUCAAAUGUGAUCAAAUGGCUCUAUCUGCCUGACUUUCACACUAAACCCAACCCCUCGUUUCUCACCUAUGACUUCAUGCUGCUGUUGUGUGCAUCGCUGCAGAGGCAGGUAUUUGACGAUGAGAACAAGGCGGCCGUGCGUCUCAUGGCUGGAGAUAACGUGGAGAUCUGCCGAGAUCUGGAUGCCGCCUCCUUCAGUGUCUACAACCCAGUGCCAGACUUCAUUCACUGCAGGUCAUACCUGGACAUGUUGAAGGUGAUCAUGUUCAGCUACCUGUUCUGGUUCGUCCUCACCAUCAUCUUCAUCACAGGCACCACGCGUAUCAGUGUCUUCUGCAUGGGCUACCUGGUGGCCUGCUUCUACUUCCUGCUCUUUGGCGGAGACCUGCUGCUCAAGCCUAUCAAGAAGAUCCUCCACUACUGGGACUUCCUCAUCGCCUACAACAUAUUUGUCAUCACCAUGAAGAACAUACUGUCUAUCCUUGCGUGUGGCUACAUCAAAGACCUGAUGGUGAACCAGUGCUGGCUGAUCCAGUUGUUUAGUCUCGCCUGCACCAUUAAAGAGUACAAAGUCUACGAUGAAAUCAAAGCUAUGAAAGAUGAGACGUGUGAAUUGCCAAGCGACGAAGCAGGUAUCAUCUGGGACAGCAUCUGUUUCGCCUUCCUGUUGCUCCAGAGGCGUGUCUUCAUGAGCUACUACUUCCUGCAUGUGGUAGCUGACAUCAGGGCCGCACAGAUCCUCGCAUCCAGAGGGGCUGAGCUGUUCCAGGCCACCAUUGUAAAGGCAGUCAAGGCUCGGCUGGAGGAGGAGAACAAGUCCAUGGAGCAGCUGAAGAGACAGAUGGACCGGAUUAAGACCCGGCAGCAGAAGUUCAAGAAGGGCAAGGAGAAGAUCCUCUCCAUGACCCAGGAGUCCAGCGACGGCCAGAACCUCAUCCCACCUGAGGAAGAGGAUGAUGAUGAUGGAGCAGAGAAAAAGAAGGCCAAAAAAAAGCAGUGGUGGAGGCCUUGGGUUGACCAUGCUUCCAGUAGGUUGACCAAUCAUCUGUCUUCUCUGCUCUUAUUGGUCCUUGUGUCCUUGACCAGAACUCAGGGGAUUCCCACACUGCCCUGGGCUCCAACAGACACUCUGAAGCUAAUCAAACCACCCAAAAAGUCAGCCUUCCAGCGCGCGGUUGGAAAGUUUGCCUCAGCAGUUUUGGCUUUGCCAAAGUCUAUCAUUAAGCUACCAAAACUUAUACUGCAUCAUAUUGUCAGGGUAGCAAAGUUUGUUUACCACACCUGGAUCACAGACUCCAAAACCGCCCUGAAGGAGAGGAGCAAAGAGAAGCGACGAUUCUGGAAGAAAUAUGCUAGAGGAAGACACAAGAAGAGCAAGAAAGAGGGUCAUGUGACCAUCGAGGUGGGAGACUCGGAGCAGUCCGAGAACGAGGAGGAGGGGAAGAAGUCUCCAGACAACAUCAUUAAGCGUGUCUUCAACAUCAUCAAGUUCACGUGGGUGCUCCUGCUGACCACCAUCGACAGUCUGACCAUGUGGAUGAACUCCAUGUGCAGAGAGUACAUUGACAUUUCCACAGUGCUCCGCAUUGAGCGCUGCAUGCUCACCAGAGAGGUCAAAAAGGGUAACGUCCCAUCGCGGGAGAGCAUUCAGGUGUACUACCAGAAGCAGAUGUCUUUGGCCAUCUCCCGUGAGUCAGGUCUCGACCGCAUCAGCGAGGAGGACUCCAUGUCUGGGUCCCAUCGGGUCAGACGGAGACGGGCCGGUUACAGGGAUUACAGCCAGGAUUCCAGAGACUCCAUUGCGUCACGAGACAGCAUGUCCAGCGCCUACACUGAGGCCACCAUGCUCUUUUCCCGUCAAUCCACUCUGGAUGACCUGGACGAAAUGCCAGAGAACAUUCCAAAAACCAGUGAGCGUGCCCGGCCAAAGCUUCGCAAAAUGUACGGCCUGGACAUGUCCAACUCCUCUGCGGACAGCGGGAGCAGCAUUAUAUCCAGUGAGCCCACUCAGUGUGUUACCCUGUUCUCACGACAAGGCACCAACGACACCAUUGAGGAGGUGGAGGGUGAGAAGGACCAGGCUGAGGAGGAGGAGCAGGAGGUGCAGCAGGAGCAGGAGCAAGAGCAGGCGGAACCUGUGGAGCAGGUGGAGCCUGUGGAGCAGCCAGAGGAGGAGCUUGAGGGAGAUGCCAGCAGCCUCUGGCCUGCAGGAGGUGACGAGGAGUUGGACGUGGAAAGGGAGGAGGAGGCGCAGGAGGCCCAUCGGGAGGGAGCUGAGGCAGGGGAGACGAGGCGGCCAUCGGGCACGGAGGAGGAGGACAACAACGAAGAAGUGAGAGAGCACGCAGCCGGACACGACGAAGGCGAGUCCUCUGGGCUCGAGUACCUGCACACAGACGGAAGAGAGGGCCAGCUGUUCACGCCGGACACAGACGCCCCCAACACCUCGGACGCAGACGUGCCGCCCAGCUACAGCAAGGCGGUGAGCUUCGACCGGCUCUCCGUCAGCACGGACGGCAGCGGUGAUGACAGAAGGAUGAUGAUCAUGACCCCAGACAGCCGCUCCGACCUGGACGACUCGCUGCUGCCCUCCAUGACCACUGAGCUGACGGCCAGCGAGCUCCUGCUCAACAAGAUGUUUUACGAUGAUGAGCUGGAGAACUCCGAGCGUUUCUACAAAGGCCAGCCCCAGCUGCUGCAGCUCUGCUAUGCCCUGUACAACAUGCUGGUGGCCCACUCGGAGAUGGUCUGCUACCUGGUCAUCAUCCUCAACCACAUGAUCUCGGCCUACGCGGCCACUCUGGUGCUGCCCAUCCUCAUCUUCCUCUGGGCCAUGCUGUCUGUGCCACGGCCCAGCAAGCGUUUCUGGAUGACCGCCAUCGUCUACACAGAGGCCACCAUUAUAAUCAAAUACUUCUUCCAGUUUGGCUUCUUCCCUUUCAACCAACAACUCGCUAUGCAUAAGAACAGGCCCUUCCAUCCUCCAAACAUCAUUGGCACGGAGAAGAAAGAAGGUUAUGUGCACUACGACCUGGUCCAGCUUCUUGCACUGUUCUUCCACCGCUCUAUUCUGAAGUGUCAUGGACUGUGGGACGACGACGACCCCAGACCAUCUCCACAGAAGGACACUACCUUUCAUCGGGACGAGUCCGAGGAUGAGGAGAAGGCUGUGUCCAUACACUCCUCGCAGGACCGGAAGGGCUCUGUCCCCUCUAUGAGAUCCAUCAACUUCGGGACAUCCAUCGACUCGGUGCAGAUGCAGGUGCAGGUGCGCACAGCGGAGCAGCGCACCUACCAGCGGAGGCGGAGGAGCUCCGGCGGCACCUCGCACCUCUCCAGACACUCCUCCCUGCGCUCCAAGAGAGGUAGCACCAGCACACGCAACAGCAGCAAGAAGGAUGGGAGCGAGGCUGAGGUCCACCAGAAAACCCGCAAGGAGAUGAUCAUCGAGAAGAUCCGGGAACAGCUCAUCAAAGCCAGGGUGUUCAUCAUAAAGAGAGCUUUGGAGAUCUACCUCCCCAUUCGCCAGUUCUUUUACGACCUGGUCCACCCUGAUUACAGUGCCGUGACCGACGUCUAUGUGAUGAUGUUCCUGGCCGACACGGUGGACUUCAUCAUCAUUGUCUUCGGCUUCACAGCUUUUGGAAAACACACUGGUGGCGCUGACAUUGCCUCAUCGCUGUCGGAGGAUCAGGUCCCAGGUGCUUUCUUGGUCAUGGUCCUGAUCCAGUUUGGCACCAUGGUGGUGGACCGGGCCCUCUACCUCAAGAAGACUGUGGUGGGCAAAGUGAUAUUCCAGGUGAUCCUGGUGUUCGGGAUCCAUUUCUGGAUGUUCUUCAUCCUUCCUGGAGUAACGGAGAGGCGUUUCGGUGACAAUAGGGUGGCCCAGAUUUGGUACUUUGUGAAGUGCAUUUACUUUGGCCUGUCAGCCUAUCAGAUCCGCUGUGGAUAUCCUACACGAGUGCUAGGCAACUUCCUCACCAAGAGCUACAACUAUGUGAACCUCUUCCUCUUCCAAGGAUUCCGGUUGAUUCCGUUCCUGACGGAGCUGCGUGCAGUCAUGGACUGGGUAUGGACAGACACCACCCUCAGCUUGUCCAGCUGGAUAUGUGUGGAGGACAUCUAUGCCCACAUAUUUGUGCUCAAGUGCUGGAGAGAGUCGGAGAAGCGUUACCCUCAGCCACGGGGCCAGAAGAAGAAGAAGGUGGUGAAGUACGGGAUGGGGGGCAUGAUCGUCAUGCUGCUCAUCUGCAUCGUCUGGUUCCCACUGCUCUUCAUGUCCCUGGUCAAGUCUGUGGCCGGCGUGGUCAACCGACCCCUGGAUGUGUCCCUCAAGCUCCAGCUGGGAGGAUUUGAGCAUAUAUUCACCAUGAGUGCCCAGCAGAAUCAUCUGAGGGAGAUAUCUGAGGAUGAGUUUAACACCUUUCUGAAGAUAUAUGGGUCCGAUACAGAUGUUAUGCCGUUUCUAGAGUCCUACACGUUUGAGGACUUGACCAUAGCUGAGCUGGAGGGCAGCUCUAACUCCCUGUGGACUAUCAGCCCUCCCAGCAGAAAGACCCUCAUCCAGGUCUUGGGGAAGACUGAAGAUGAGUUUACCAUCACCAUAGACUGGUCUGUGCAAAGGGACCUUGAGUUAGGGGCCAAGGCUGAGGUAUCCAGUGGGAAAUAUGUGACAAACCUGGACAAUAAGACCAGGAUAGAGCUGGUCCAGCUGCUGAAUGGCACACGCAAGGACUCAGUGAUACUCCCACAUAUUUUCCCACAAUAUAUGAGAGCUCCAAGUGAUUCAAGUGCCAAACCUAUCGUGCAGUUUUAUAAGGAUGAAAAAUACAUGAACAUCACACUGAAUCUGGGCAGGCCUGAAUCAACAUCAAUCAACACCAAAUCAGCAAAUGAAACGGAAGUGAUCCAAGAGUGGUGGAUCGUCAACCAGACAAGGGCGGGUGAGCUCAAGUCCACCUUCAUGAAGCCGAAUAAAUCAGGACUGGAGCUGUAUGUCUUUAGUGACAAGGUUAGCCCACCUAGCUUGGGCUUUCUGGCUGGAUAUGGGAUCAUGGGCUUGUAUGCCUCUGUGGUGCUCGUCAUUGGGAAGUUUGUGCGCGAGUUCUUCAGCGGCAUCCACCACACGAUUAUGUUCGAGGAGCUGCCCAACGUGGACCGCAUCCUCAAGUUGUGCACUGACAUCUUCCUGGUGCGUGAGACUGGCGAGCUGGACCUGGAGGAGGACCUCUACGCCAAGCUCAUCUUCCUCUACCGCUCCCCAGAGACCAUGAUCAAGUGGACCAGGGAGAAGACCCAAUGAGGGUCUGAUAGUGCAACAAGGCUCAGCGCAGGGGCCAGUUGUUUUUUUAUAAACAAUGAUAAGAGAAAGCACAGAAACAAGCACAAGGUGGAGGAGCAAGUAUUGACAUUGAUGUUCAUAAAUGCAUGUCAGUGUAUGAUUGUGGGGUAGAAGUGGGUGUUAGGGUACAGAUUCCUCCUUGGUUUGUGCCACAAAACAAGUUGAUGUGUUUACAGUGCACAGCAUUACCCCAGCAUGGUAGAUCAUCUCUUCCAGCUGCUGGGCUUUGAAGGGCUUUCUCCAGGAUCGGAAACAGACUGCAGUCUGCUCCCCCAUACCAUAGGUCCGUCGCACUGACCUGAUGUAUGCUUGUUGGACAUGCUUGGACCAUUUUAAGCUGGUGGCGCAUUAGCCCAAUAUGGAUAAAUACAGACGUACUUUUCCAAAGAAAUUUAUUUAUUCCCCCAUUUCUCCUGAAUCCUGGAAUAUGAACAGAACAUGCUGAAAGAAUGGCUAUGAGGGUAGCCUCCUCUAAAUAAUACAAUAUAUAAAAAAAAAAAAAAA